AUGGAGUUUACUGCUGUGGGUGCUGGAGAGAAGAAAGUACAGAGUAGGGUAGAAGGUGGCAGAGAGGAGGGGAGGAGGCAAAGAAGUGGGGGGUUAGGGGGAUUGAAGAGAUUUGAGAGAGGCGGUGAUGAGUUUAGGAUAAUUGAUCAGAUGUAUGAGGAGCAGAUGGGAGAGAUGCAAGCGAAGGUGUUUGAAAAGUAUGAGAAAGGAAAAAAAAAUUGAACUAAAAUCAAUUUAUUAACCAAAAACUCACCUCAUUAUAAAAUCUCCAAUCACCGAAAAAAUUCACAUCCAAAGGUUCAAAAUCCAAUUCCAACCCCUCAGAAAACCUCCAAACUUCCCAAAGUUCGCUCCAAAAUGCAAAACAGUCAAAAUUCAAAAAUUAAUUACCUUUCCUCCCUAAAUCCUACUUUAUGCCGAGACUCCAGGAUUAAAGAUCUAGUCAAGGGUUUCACUUCUUUUUAUAAGUAUAAAUAAAGGAAGUUUGGUGAGACAUAAGGGGUUUACUGAAGUAAAACAGAGGGAGAAAAUGAGCCGUUCUUUGGAGGAAUGCAAAAGGUUUGGAAAGCGAUUUUGUAGAAAAGGUAGAACUUGAAUUAGAGGUGGAAGGAAAUGUAGGGAUGAAGGAGUUGAUGAAAAGAAAGAAUUUAGUGAAGUGAGGAAUCUAUUCCCGAAAAAUUCUCAGAUUCCAUCGAUAAAGUUAAAGAAUCCAGAAAGGAUGGAAUCAAUUAAAAAGUGCCACAAAACUAUCUUUCUGAAUAACAUUGCAACCCAGAGGUCAAAUCCAGAAACUAUUAGUAUUCACUGUCAGCUUGAAGAUAUUAAUGAUUCCUUGAUUUUCGAUGAGAUUACUGAGGACUCUGAAGACAUUAAAUUAACCUUGGGGUCAAAAUACUUUGCACAGCAGACAAACUUUAUCCCUUACGAAGGCUUGAAGCCAACGGAUUUAGCUUCAGUACGACAUAAGGGUAGCUUGAGUCCUAGAAAAGAACCAAGCUUAUAUAAGAAGUUUUGAAGCGACAUUAAUGGACCCUUAAGAUCCAAAAAUUCCCUCCCGACUCAAGAAAAUAAAAAUGGAGAUUUAAGUGCUUUGAUGAAUACCCAAACCACUAAAGUUAUAAACUCCUCUAAAUUCAUCACUAGAAAUCGGAUCUCUAACCUGGGCAAGAUGAGCUUGACACCCGAAGCUAAGUUGUUCAAGAGGAAUAGGGAGAACCGAAUGUCAGAAACCAAAACUCUCGGGUCUCCUAAGAGAAGCUUGAAUGAAAUUGAGCGUGCUGAUUUUCAGAGAAAUAAAAUAUUCUACAAACAUAAAAAUCAGGAAGCCAAGAGAAUACAAAAUUUGUGCAAACUAGUCGGAAGUGUUGAUCGGAAGUUCAGUAGUAGAAUUGAUCAGCAAAUCAAGUUUGAAAACCAAAGACAGGAUAAGUUAAAUGACACACUUGAUAUUAUCUCAAAACUUGAAGAAGCACCAGCCUUUCUUCUCAAGAAAUUUUAUGAGUACAGGGUUGAGAAUAUGCAACAGGAGAAAGAAUUUGCAGUUAAUGUCUGUAAGCAGUAUAAAUCAAGCCUUGCAGAUCCAAGUAGGCCAAUUUCUCUCAAAAAGCAUGGGCUAAAGCACACGAGCUAGCUUUUGACUUCUAUAUGAAGAUCUAU
Moneuplotes crassus is the source of this 1656-nucleotide messenger RNA. The record is from the annotation of a GenBank genome assembly. Lineage: Eukaryota; Ciliophora; Spirotrichea; Euplotida; Euplotidae.